UCAGCAAUAAAAGUUUCGACUGGAAUCGCGGGGAUAGACGACUCAAUUUCUGCGGCCCGCUUUCGAACUUCAACCAACAGUGAGCCUUCGAGCACGCGGAAACCGUCAAUGGCAAUCGAUGUUCUCUCUCAAGCCAACGAUGCGAUGCCGGGGAUACGAGCAGAGCGUGGAUCGCGACGUCGUAACGGUCCGUCAGUCGGCGCAGAGUUUGCGAUAGCCGCGAGACCUGGGCGUUGCCGAUUUGUAAGGAUCAUGGAAGAAGCUGAAUAGCUCUAGAGGUGAGGCCAAGUAAGCCCUGUGCCCCGUUCGCUCGGUAUCCAAUAGAUUUCCCGGAGACAGCCUUCGCGGCAAACGGGACGAAAUGGACACCAAGAUUCUGAGCUCGACUUCUCCGUCUGCCUUUCGACAAACUCUACUGAAGAGUUCAGCACUGUUUCGAGCGUGUGCUGCAGCUGCGACCGCACUUGUCGCUCUAGCAUCGGGCGUUCACUUGGGUCUCGCUUCCGUUCGAGAAGAACUUCAGCCUUUAACCUCGAAAUGGAAAUGGAUUUUCUUCGCUUCUGCCCUUACCACCUGCAUUAUGGUGGUCUUUUGUCUGAGAUUUUAUUUUCGCCUCCGCGAGAUAAACACCGAAAAACGGAGGCGCGCCAUCAGGCUUUUCAUCAUUACAUGUGUCUGCAUGGCCGUUCUGGAACUGAUCGUCGGCGGUCAUGCUUUCCUGGACUCGAGGUCUCCAGUGAUAGCGGGUGGCACCGACGAGCCUCGCGGGAGUUCGGAAGGGUUGUCCUUCGUCAUUGUCUACUGUCUGUGUUUACUUCUCUUCCUGCUUGAAGUGGUAUCGAUGAUCAUCGCAUUGACCUGUGUGAAAUCCCAACUGUACUCGCAAAUCGCCAGCGCCAAGGAGUCGGGAGAUGUCGUUGAAUACGAAAGACGUCCCUCAAGCGUAGGGGUUGUGGUCGACACGGAAUUCACGAUCGAAAAGAUCGACGAUGGAGCCAGCGGGGCAGAAGCCGAGGAGCAGCCCCUGAAGCAAGAUGACGUCGAUCGCGGCCACGCUAAGGUGCCUGAUACAAUGCUGGUUAAUAACGACUUGUACGAAGUUCCGGCCCCGCUCAUAAGACGGCCGAAGCAAACGUCGCCACCUCUUGCCCCAGCCAAGGACUCCGAAACGAGCUCCGGAGCCUCUCCUCCGCUCCCGACGUCACCCAUUCCUGACGAAGUUGAUCGUCCCACAAGUCCCAAGAGCCCAACUUUUCCACGAUACGAGAGGGGAUCACAGGGCAAGCCGCCGACAAGUCCCAUCUUUCCCAGAUACGUGGACACGCGCUUCGCCCACUACAACCCUCAGCAAGGAACCUUCCUUCGCCCUCGGAUCGCGCCCGGAGACAGUUUCGAGCCCGCCAAAGAACAAGAAGCGAGUUAGUUUCAAUUUGGAGGAUCACCUAAUCUGCUAUUGAAUGCGGGGAGCCCGAGUUCCUGUAUAAAGAAUACGUCUGACGAGUGGAACAAUUGCAAUUGAGCCUGAAGAGAGGAUUGAACCUUGCUUGGUCAAUAAAUAUGCUUAAUUUCCUGGCGGAGCA
Molecule: messenger RNA, 1580 nt
Organism: Galendromus occidentalis (western predatory mite)
Lineage: Eukaryota; Metazoa; Arthropoda; Arachnida; Mesostigmata; Phytoseiidae
Exons: 9
Coding region: 362-1423 (353 amino acids)
Source: RefSeq, a predicted model, not a curated record